Catharus ustulatus (Swainson's thrush) is the source of this 1974-nucleotide messenger RNA. RefSeq names its product transmembrane serine protease 13 (gene TMPRSS13). Gene Ontology annotation, biological process: proteolysis. The record is from RefSeq and is a predicted model, not a curated record. Gene Ontology annotation, molecular function: serine-type endopeptidase activity; protein binding. NCBI's taxonomy places the organism in Eukaryota, Metazoa, Chordata, Aves, Passeriformes, Turdidae. Gene Ontology annotation, cellular component: membrane.
AUGCAUAAAUUGGGGCACUGGCCCCGUGGAACUGGGCCACGGCAUGACUGUCACCAUGCCAAAUACCCGGCUGAUUGCUGGGCUCACUGUGACAGCUUUGGGGAGUUCAGCUGCCUGAAGGGGACAAACCCGGUGACAAUCAGGUUUUUGGCCAUCCUGGGUGGGAUAUGGCUCAGGUUGUGGUACAGAGACACUGAGGGGGUGACUCUCCAUGAGGGUCAUGUUGUGGUGCUGAGGGGCACAGCUCUGUCUCUGCUUUGCUUUCACCUUCACGGCUGGGAGGGGACAGCUGGGGGACUCUGGUGGGCAGCAGCCACUGCCGGUGACAGUCCCCUCUGCCCACAGACCACUGCCUCGCCCAGCAGUGUCCCCCCCAGCCUCCUCCAUGUCUCCAAGGUCAGCAGCAUCUUCGGUGCCCGACCCCCGCAGCCUCGAGAGAACGUCCUGGGCAUCAGCUUCAAACCCUACAGCCCCGAGUGGCCCGGCCCGAGCCCCUGCUCGGCCUGUGAGAGCACACGAUCCUCCAUGUUCAGAGCUCCCUGCAUGAGCCAGCGGCGGCUUGCGCUCAUCUUCUGCGUCUCCGUCCUCAUCGUGCUGCUCAUCGCCCUCAUCCUGCUGUUCAUGUUCUGGCGGUCGCAGACGGGCAUUGUGUACAAGGAACCAGCAGAGAGCUGCAAGGACGGCGCCGUGCGCUGCGACGGCAUCGUGGACUGCUCCCAGAGGAGCGACGAGCUGGGCUGUGUGCGCUUCUCAUCCGAUGAAUCUCUGCUCCACGUCUACUCCAGCACCGAGAACCAGUGGCUGCCGGUGUGCAGCAGUGACUGGGACGAGUCCCUCUCCAGGAAAACCUGCCGCCAGCUGGGAUUCCAGAACGCCUCACAGACCGAGUACAUCCCCCUGCGUGUCCCUGGCAAGAGCCUCACGGUGACUGAUGAGCGAGACACCAUCCAGCAGAGCCUCAACAGCUCCCAGUGUCUCACAGGAAAGUACGUCUCCCUGAGAUGCACAACCUGUGGGCAGAGGAUUUCUGGCCGGAUCAUCGGUGGCAAGGAGACCUCUGUGAACAAAUGGCCGUGGCAGGUCAGCGUGCAGUACGGGCCCAUCCACAUCUGUGGUGGCACCAUCAUCGACGCUCAGUGGGUGCUCACCGCUGCCCACUGCUUCUUCAUGUGAGUGCUCGUGAAGAUCCUGGACGACUGGAAGGUGUAUGGGGGGGUGUCGGACCUGAAGCAGCCCAUGGAGGGCAUCCCCGUGUCCCAGGUCAUCAUCAACUCCAACUACAGCGACGACCACGACGACUACGACAUCGCCCUCAUGAAGCUCUCCAGGCCACUGACACUCUCAGCCCAGGUGCGCCCCGCCUGCCUGCCCAUGUACGGCCAGCGAUUCCAGACCGGCAGGUCCUGCUUCAUCACCGGCUUCGGGAAAACCAGGGAGAAUGAAGAUAACACAUCCCCAAAGCUGCGGGAGGCCGAGGUGAAGCUGAUCGACUACAAGAUCUGCAACAGCGACAAGGUGUACGAGGGCUACCUGACCCCCCGCAUGAUGUGCGCCGGCUACCUGCAGGGAGGGAAGGACGCCUGCCAGGGUGACAGCGGAGGGCCCCUGGUCUGCGAGGACGAUGGCCGCUGGUACGUGGCCGGGGUGACGAGCUGGGGGACAGGAUGUGGCCAGAAGAACAAGCCCGGAGUGUACACACGUGUGACAAAGCUCCUCAGCUGGAUAUACAGCAAAAUGGAGAGCGAGAACGACUAAGGGCUCGAAGGGAUGGACACUUGUGCCCCUCUGGCCAGCACAGGCCACAGCCCCAAGCUGCUGCCAGGGCACGAUGCCACCAGCCAAGCCCCCACCUCUCUCUGGACUGUGCGUGCAGCCAGGGACCUGUGGCUGCCCCCAAACUCCGAGAACAGCACCUGCAAAGUGACCCUGCCCUCGCCUGGCGCCGGGGGUGACACGGUGGUGGCUGGGCACAGC